CCUAACUAUAUCUCUCCUUGCAGUGUCAACGUUCAGACUCCAGAGUCUCUAUUCGAGUUCUCAGCCUCGACCUCUUAAAACAAUUAAAACAACCAUGUCUUCUACUAUCACCUUGCCACCAGGCUUCGCCUUCACCCAGACAGUUCACAAUGCUCCCUAUCAUGCAAUCGCGCCGUCGCGGCCUGAGCUCUCGCAGGCAGGGAAGACUGUGCUCAUCACGGGCGGCCACACGGGCAUAGGUUAUGCCAUCGCGCGGGCUUUCGCCCAGGCCAGCGCAAAAAGGCUUAUCAUCAUCGGCCGGCGGGACAACUUGGUUGCCUCCGCCGCAACACGCCUCGCAUCCGAGUUUCCCUCGACUCAGACCGUAGGGCUCAGAUGCGACAUUGCCGACGCCGAGUCCGUUGAUAGGCUGUGGAAUGGCCUAGCAAACGACAAUACUUUUGUCGACGUCGUCGUGCUUAACGCAGCCAAGCUCUCACCGCAGCCUAUUCUCGACCUAGGCAGGGACAAGGUGUGGGAAGAGUACAUUAUCAAUGUAUGGGCACACCUUGACUUUACCGAACGGUUGUACAAGCAGCCAGGUGCUAAAGUCCGCCAAAAAGCACUUAUCAAUUUGGCUUCUCUUGCGAUCCACGAGAGUAAACUCACCGGCCAGUACCCAAGCUACGCAGCCACUAAGAGUGCGGGGACAAUGCUAGUGCAACAGAUCGCUAAGGACGUCCCUCCGGAAGAGCUCCAGAUAGUUAGCUACCAUCCUGGCGGUGUCUUCACAGAACUGGCAGAACUCGCGGGUUUCGAGAAGGAUGACCCUCGAUGGGACGAUGAGAGCGCUGACGCCGAUGCAGAGAAUUUACCGGGGCAGUUUGCUGUGUGGGCUGCGUCUCCAGAAGCAAGGUUCUUGCAUGGGAGGUUUGUAUGGGCAAAGUGGGAUGUGACAGAACUGCUCAACGGGCCACUAAGAAAGCGUAUUGAUGAGGAUGACUCCUUUCUCAAGGUGGGUGUUGUGGGGAUUGAAGAAUGGGAGCAGUCACAGAGGGGCAAAAAGGCCCCCAGACAAGAUCCAGUGUCCUGCGAAUCUUGUCGGCGGAAGAAGCUCAAAUGCAAUCGUCAGCGACCAUGCAGCAGCUGUGUUACUCGAAGGCUGUCCUGCAGCUAUGGUAUAUCGCUGGAGAGGAUUGAACCUGCGAUAGUUGAAGUGGAAAAUGCAAGCCACACUAAUACUGCUCCAAGCCAAGGUAUUAGAGGCCAGCCGAGGGAGGCUGGCGACAUUAUUGCUCCUUCUAUCACGGAUCCUCGACCAAUGCGGACGAGUAAUGAAUCGGUCAAAACAGCGGACUGGCUAGAAAAUAUCGUCAUGUCAGAUCGAGUUCCAACUGUAGUUUCGAGGCAUCUGCAGGACGAAAUCAGCCAGUCUGAAGCUGCUCAUGACCCAUCCGGGGACAAUGGAGAUUCACGCCUUGGUGAAGUGGUCCCAAAUUUCUUUCGGCAUCGGUUGGCAUCGAGUGAAAAUCCGAUGACGGUCGAUCUUGCGUCUUACCUCCCAGAGAUGUCGAGAACAAUGGCACUGUUCAGAUACUAUUGUCAAUACAUCGAUUAUCUGUAUCAUGUCAUCAUUCCGUCGCGUGUCGAAGAUCAAAUCAAUCGCAUUUACCAUUGCAUCGAAAAAGGCAUACCGGUCGAUUUAGCCCACGUAGUGCUACUGUUCAGCAUAUUGGCCAGCUCUGUUUAUUUUCAGUAUUCCAAUGGUAUAUCCACCUUCGCGGAGAAAUGUAGCCGCGAAUUCAUUUUCUUAACCGGUGCCGCAUUGAUAAGGAGCAAUUACAUUGCAUGUCCCACCCUUGAGGGACUCCAGGCGUCGCUCAUUGUCAUGCAUUAUCUGCCUAAUCCAAGUUUCCACUCAUCGGUCUGCGCUCUGUUUCUACACGGGACGAUCAUUGGUCAGGCAAAAAGUCUCAUGCUGCAUUGCACUGACUCGUCCCCCAGUCGAGAAGAAAGGGAAGCGCAUGGAUUCGACGCACUUGAGCUUGAACUAAAGAGACGACUUUGGUGGGAUAUAGCGAGUUUUGAUUGGCUGUUAGGUUUCUUGAGCGGUCCCCAGGAGUGGACAUAUUUGAUUAACCCCCAGCUCAUGAAUGUCCGGAAACCAUUGAAUAUUGAUGAUGAAGACAUCCAGGGCAGAGCAGCCGCCACACCAUCGCCAAUAUCCGAGCCAACGCAGAUGUCCUACACUCUUCAGCGACUCAACCUGGCAGUCGUAUGUCGCGAAAUAGUGGACAUGACGGCAUACGAACACAUGCAUGGAAUCGACGUCGGCUACCACAAAAUCCUCGAAUUGGACCGCAAGCUGCAUCAAGCAUAUAACAAUCUUCCGGAUUUCUAUCGGCUCGAUACUGUUUCCAGGCGUCGUUUUGCAGCCCUCUAUCGUAGCCGGCCGAGGUGUCUUUUGCAGCAAGCUUAUCAUUCGCGUUUCUGCCGACUGCACCGUCUGUACUUUAUCCGGGGAGCACGAGAGCCCGCGUAUUCGUAUUCGCACGUCAUCUGCCUCCAGUCUGCGCGUAAAGUGCUGGAAAUCAAGAGAAUCAUGGACGAGGACGAACCAAAGUUCAUGCCGCCAACAUCCACUGUCUGGUCUGUGAUGCAUCACGUUUUCAUGGCUGCAGUGAUUCUUCUGAUGGAUGUGUGCUUCAACUGGGAUGACCUUCUGGCUGAUAAGAGGAAGCAAGAGGUGCUUGAUGCGUGUCGUAUGCUCAGCCAGGCUCAACGAACAUCGUCCUUGGUUAGUCAGGGUAUCCAGGCCAUGAUGGACGUGCUGCAAAAGCACUGGAAAAGUGCCAAGCACUCCUCCGCCGAUGGACAGCCUUCGAAUUUACCAUCGUCUCCUGCCUUGGGUGCUACCGCUGUGGCAGAGCCAGCGCAACUCGUUUCUUAUCGAGACUCGGCAAAUGCAACUGAUACAAAAGGUUCGCCCGCAGACCCCUCUUUUCUCAACGAUCAAAAUGAGAGUCAUGAGAGACCCCUCGAGGAUAUAUGGACGGAGAUGCUUGACAGUGGCGGGGACUUGAAUUUUGCAACACCAGACUGGACGGACUUGUUGACCGAAUUGACAAAUGCCACGCUGCCGUCUCCCUUUUGGGCGAUGAUCACCGAGGGCGAGUCGGUGUUCAUCUCCCACUCUCAAAUCCCAGAAUACAUCCCCUCGAAGCCAAUCAGCGAUGAUGGGGAUAUUGCUCUUCUCUACGCAACAGUAUCCAAUCCUGUUUCUGUGGACGACGAAGCUGACGUCCAGGCUUACGAUGAGUACCUGCAUACCUCGCCUGGGCUUACGACUUCGCUUGGCACGGUCCUACGAACGAUCGAUCUGCGUCCGGGAAAGAUGAGUCCCAUGCAUCGAACGGUUAGCGUUGACUACGGAGUGGUUCUGGAGGGCGAAGUCGAUCUGAUCCUGGAUUCUGGGCAGAGUCGGACAUUGCGGCGCGGGGAUAAGUUGACUAUUAAGGGCCGAGAUUUGGACCAGGAAGUGUAUGACGAGCACUAUGAUCAUGACAGUGGGAGUGAGGAUGAAUCACAAGCUAAGAGCUCUUGA
This is a messenger RNA of Aspergillus novofumigatus IBT 16806, 3583 nucleotides long. RefSeq names its product transcription factor domain-containing protein. The record is from RefSeq and is a predicted model, not a curated record. Gene Ontology annotation, biological process: regulation of DNA-templated transcription. Gene Ontology annotation, molecular function: zinc ion binding; oxidoreductase activity; DNA-binding transcription factor activity, RNA polymerase II-specific. Lineage: Eukaryota; Fungi; Ascomycota; Eurotiomycetes; Eurotiales; Aspergillaceae. The coding region runs from base 95 to 3583 and encodes 1162 amino acids. The transcript has 8 exons.